GUCGCCCACCGGUGCAGCAUGGAGUAUCGGCGCCUACAGCAGCUUGUCGUAGUUCAUCCAUCCUCCACGGCGCUACCAUCGCCCUCUAAAACGGCAUUCCCUCCGAGCCAGAGACGAGCUGCGACCUGUGGACAUAGUCAAGUUGUGCAUGUCCGAGUUUGGUACUACAAAAGAAAGUUUGAGUUACAAUCCACUCGUACUCAAGCAACAAGCAUAACAAUGGCCGAAGGAGGAGGUGAUCACUUUGAACAAAAUUCAGACGGAAUCAGUAAGAAGGACGAGUCAACGCAGACUGCGACAAGUAUGUGGUCUGAACUAGCGGUAGAGACUGAUAUACAGAUACCCCUUAUGCUUCAAAAUAUACUGGCAUUGAAUGGUUACGAUUCAAAGAGCCUUCUGGCUUCAAUUAAUGACGAAGUAUUUAACAAGAUUGAAGCUUUCAUGAAGGCUAGUUCAGACUUGCUUUCUGAAGAAGAAGUCCAACAAUACUAUGGAAUUUUCAAAUCGAAACCAGAUAAAUUUCAGCUACUAGAAGGUCACAAACAACUUCUCAGGAAUAUAUCACAGAAGAUUGUAGAACAGCAGAAAAAAAAAAGCUGCCAGAAAUUUUCUCUGCAAAGAAAACAAAAUCUCCCAGUUCUGUUAACACAGUGCCAGCCAAGAAGCCUCGCACUGAAGAGGUGCAACCAGAAGAUCCAGUCCAAGCCCUGAAGGAAAAAUUGAAUUCUUCAAUAAGAAAACACUAUGAAGGUACGCUGAACAUCAAAGAUCUAAAGGUGAUACCAACUUGCACAAGCUGUCAAGAAACAUCGGCAUCUGUUAACUGUCAUAUUUGCAAUCAGCAAUGGGUUAUUAAGAAACCGAACGCCUCAACUCCAUGGCAAACCUGUAACUUCUACAAACACAUCAGACUAUGUCAAAUGAAAACAAAGGGCACAAAGAAUGUGGACAUAAGAAAAUCAUUUGAAAAGAAAACUACUGAAGAAGAUGAAUUUAAC
Thrips palmi is the source of this 998-nucleotide messenger RNA. RefSeq lists its product as uncharacterized. Bases 19 to 711 code for a protein of 230 amino acids. The transcript is spliced from 4 exons. Lineage: Eukaryota; Metazoa; Arthropoda; Insecta; Thysanoptera; Thripidae. The record is from RefSeq and is a predicted model, not a curated record.